UGGAGAGUGAGGGAUGGAGAUUCGGUGAUCCAGAUGAAAGCAGAGAUUAUUUAUUUCUCUGUGGGAGAAAGAAAGAGAGAGAGUGGGAGGGACAGACAGCAGCAUUACACGCCGAUCUAAUGCGUCUCUCAUUAAAUAGCUAUUAACACCCGAUCAAGGGGCUCUUCAAAGUUUGGAUUCCUUCAUCCUGCCCGUGCGUAUUCUGUGCCAACCCGAGCAGUGUCUUCCAGGUUCUUUUAACUUGAGGAGAAGAUCCUCUGUUGACAGUCAGUGAUCCAUCAUCAUGUAGUGAUUGUCGGUCUGUGCACAUCCCAAACUUCCAGCACACAUCCCAAACUUCCCGCGCACAGCACGCGUGGUGGAUGCUGUCAUGCCAUUUGGGUGCCUUGCUCUGCGAGCUGGGCGGACAUACUGCAGCCUGUCAGACAUCACUGACAAAUACGAGAUUGGACAGGUCCUCAAGGCGAAAGAAUUUUGUGAGCUGUGCCUGGUGAAGGAACGACAGACGGAAAAGGUCUUUGUGUGCAAGAAAUUCCUCAAAAAGGAUGGCAGGAAAGUGCGGAAGGCAGCCAAGAACGAGAUCAUAAUCUUGAAAAUGGUCAAACACUCAAACAUCCUACAGCUGAUUGAUGCAUUCGAGACCAGGAAAGAGUUCUUCAUCAUACAAGAGCUGGCCACAGGUGGAGAUGUGUUUGAUUGGAUAUUAGACCAGGGCAACUACACAGAGAGAGAUGCCGCCAAUGUAAUCCGUCAGGUUUUAGAAGCAGUGGCUUACCUACACUCACUCAACAUAGUCCACAGAAACCUAAAGCUGGAGAACUUGAUGUACUACAGAGAAAGUAACCACAACAAAGUUGUGUUGCGGGAUUUCUACCUGUCCAGAUUUGAAAAUGGAUCAAUAACUGAACCUUGUGGAACACCUGAGUACCUUGCACCUGAAGUGGUGGCUCGUCAUCGCUAUGGAAGACCAGUUGAUUGUUGGGCUGUGGGAGUCAUUAUGUAUAUACUGUUGUCUGGAAACCCUCCCUUCUAUGAUGAAACAGAGGAGGAAAACACCGACAUGCACAACCGGAUCAUCUUCUGCCGCAUUGUUGCUGGAGAAUUUGAAUUUGAUUCACCAUACUGGGAUGACAUUUCCCCUGCUGCCAAGGAGUUGGUCUGUAAAUUGAUGGAGGUUGACCAGAUGCUGAGAAUUCCUGCACAAGAUGCCCUUCUGCAUGAAUGGAUCGCUGGAAAUGGGGCUUCGGAAAAGAAUCUGAAGGAAGGAGUGUGCGCACAAUUUGAGAAAAACUUUGCUAAGGCCAAGUGGAGGAAAGCGAUUCGUGUCACCACUUUCAUGCAGCGUCUCCGAGCAUUUGAAGUUGGAUCGAAUGAGGUGGUAGUAGACAGCCAAGGUGAAAAGGUCAGGGCAGAUGGGUUAAAUGGUAAGGGGACAAAAAAAGACUCAGCUGGGGUUUCUAAUGUGAGCGUGUCCCAUGCGGUGACAGUUGAAAGCAAGCCCUUGAAGAAUCAAGAAGAGGGGAAUUCAGGACCCAGAAAAGCAGAAAAGGAGAAAGGAGUUGUGACUGUUUCACCUUUAGAACUCGCAGAGCCCCUUGCCCAAUCAAACAUAUCUUCAAAACUACAAGUGGAGGAGCCUAUCAAGAAAGAGGAAAAGAAAGAAACUGCAAAAGGUGAAAAGGAAGACAAACCAUUAACAGAUGCAAACCAGAAACCAGCACCCACCCAGGCCAUGAAGACCUCACACAGUCAAGAGAACCAUGUAUCCAAAGAUCCAGAGGCCACAGCUGUUGGUAAUUUUGAGAAGAAAUCAUCAUCUUUCCCUGAUACUCCAAAUCAAUGUAAGAUGGCUGCUAAUCUCUCAAUGGAUCAUGGCUUAUGUUCUGAUACCAAAACUGGUGCCUCGUCAGUUGGUAAUGAACAACCUCUUAAAACAGAGAAGGUUGAUACAAUGCAGGAUGUGGCCACAAGUAGCUGGUGUCAAACACAGCUUCCAGAAGUAGUAGCAGAGGGGCCAGUUGAGGUAGGGGCAAGUGGAGAGGUUAUUCCCAAGAGCAGAGAGAUGAAGAAAGGAAAAUCUGACAAGGGUAGCCAGUCAAUGAAAAACAUUCAGCCUACAUAUCCAGGAUUGGGAUCUUCAGUUCUUGGCCAUGAUAAAACAGUAUUUGUGCAGGAGCUUGAAGAGAUGGUCCAUGGUGCAACCGGCUAUGGGAUCCCAUACUGUCCAACCCCUUAUUCUGUUAGUGGGGGAGCUAUGUAUGGAGGUCUAGAUCCUGGAGGUGGAGCCAGUGCUGAUUGGCAAAUGGAUUGUGUAAUUGAACAAAUUGAAAAGCAAAUGGCUGCUGUGCUAGAAAAGAUUGAAGGAGACAUGCCUUCAUUGCUGGAGCAGAUCAGCGACUGUCCCGAGACCCUGCCUAGAGCGAAGAGUGCUAGCUCUUCCCCCUCAACCCAACCUCGCUCGUAUCAUCAUUCAACACCUCCACCCCUUCCCACCACACCACGCCCAGCAAUGCCUUCUUUCCCACACCUGACCAUCCCUCCUCCCUCUUACCCACCUCCCUCUCCACCCGGUCCCAUCCAGAGUCACAGUCCUCCAACUGCUGAUGAGGGUAACAGCGAUGGCCAGAGGAAUGCAAAGCAGUCUGGCCAAACACCAAGCGGAAGUGUGUCAGGAAAAGGGUUGUAAAUAUUUGUUGAGGAGAGUGUAAGCUCUAAGUAGGUAAGCCAUGUAAAACAAUAAAAUCUUUGGGUUAUGGAUAAUUAAUGAAAGCCUACAUUUUCAGGCUGUACAAUGAUCUGUUUGGGCUCCAACACAAAUAUUAGAAUAGUCCAGUUACUGAAUGUAUUUGACUGAAAAGAAGAGUUUCAUUGUGUAAAGAGGAAAGCAGUUUUAAUGUUUGAAAAAGAGGGGACAGAGGGACAUUAUUUUAUAUUAUUAGAAUGAAACAUCUGAAAUAUUCCACAAUUAAAGGAAUAGUUCACCCAAAAAUGUAAAUCACUUAUUUGCUCACUCAUGUUGUUCCAAACAUAUGACUUUCUUUUUUCUGUGGAACACAAAAGAUGAUGUCAUGCAGAAUGUUUGGCACUGACAGCCUUAAGCCUAAAGGAUUCUUUGGUUUUGAUGCUAACACUUAGCUUCUGCAUACAGUCAAACGCUCACCUUUCAAAGUAUACUUCAUUUGACAAUGCGCAUACAAAGGCAGUUGCAGCAUACAUGCUAUGACUGUUAUGAGAUACUGGACUAUUACUCUUCAGAAGGUUAGGCCCAUAAAUAUGUCAUUAUAGUCCUUCAAAAUCAAGUUAUGUAAAUGCAGGAAUCUCCUAAUGAGCAAAUCCACUGUUGUUGUUUCCACCUUAGUUUCUUGUUGUUUAGCAAUGAUUACAUCUUCUAGUGCUACUUCGUGACAGCAACAGCUCAACUGUGAGAUUUGCCACCUUGUGUGCAUGUCAGAGUACGGUUAGAAAAAUCGUAUGCAUUCAGUGCUUGAUAACUCUGCCGAUGACGAAAUUUGUGUCACGUGCCCUGUACGCAGACACUAGUGUUCGCGUCUGACUGAAGUAUACUUUGGGCUUAAGUCAGCAUUCACUUCCAUUGCAUAUAUUUUUCCAUAACACCUCAGAAUUUAGUGACUGAGGCUAAUGCUAACAUUCUCUCGUUUGCGUUCAAUGGAAGAAAAAGGUCAUGCAGAUUUGGAACAGCAUGUUGGUUACUAAAUAAUGACAGAAUUUUCAUUUUUGGGUGUAAUAUCCCUUUAUGGUGGUAUGAAAAUAUGGUGGUAUGAAAAUUGUUGUAAAUAUUUGUGAUCAGCACUACAAAAUAAUGAUUGCAUAAUUGUAAUGUCCAAUAGAGAAUGGAAGCAAUGUGGAAAAAUUUGUUUAUUUUUUGGAUGUAAGAUUCAUAAGUUUAUAUAACCUGAACAAUUUACCUUUAAUGAAACCUUUUCCCUUAAAACAUGUUAUCAUCCUGACCUGUUUUGGGACAACCACAGAACAUUUGCUCUUCACCAAGUACUGAAUUUGGAGGGUGAUAUAAUUUUUGUCACUUCAUCCAUGUUGGAUUUUAGUGAAGUUGAGGGAGUGCAUCGGUGUACUCUCUCAUUAAUCGUUUACUUUCUGUAAUAUUUCCAAUAAGACUAUUUUAUUUUCUUUGUUAUUGUAUAUUCUCAAGUUGUACAGAUCUUUCUAUGAGUCUGCCAAACAUUAAUGUCAUUAAUUAUAAUGUAUAAUAAAAAAUUAUAAUGCUCAUAGAUCAAGUAUCUUAAGAGACUUUGAAACUACUUUUUAAAUGUAUUCUCUUUCCUGGCCUUUUUGUUUUUUUGCUGUUGUAUGCGUCCAUCUGCGUAUUUGUUUGGUUAUCAUUCUCUUACUCUCUUUUCUCAAUUUCUGAUGCAUAAUAAUAAUAAUAUCUUUAUGAAAAAUACUGUAUAAUAAUUUUGCUAACAUAUCCUAAAGUAAGCUCUAAUGUUUACAGUAUGUAUAGUUCUUGCUACUGUUUGUGAAAUGUAACUGUGGCUUCCACCUCUCCAAAUAUGAUAGUUUUGUUAUAUGUGUAUAUUCUUCCAAGCUACUUUUUGCACUCUGUAUGCUAAGAUUUCAAUAAAAUUCAGAUA
Xyrauchen texanus (razorback sucker) is the source of this 4610-nucleotide messenger RNA. Its product is annotated as calcium/calmodulin-dependent protein kinase type IV-like. Bases 371 to 2686 code for a protein of 771 amino acids. Gene Ontology annotation, cellular component: intracellular anatomical structure. The record is from RefSeq and is a predicted model, not a curated record. The transcript has 12 exons. Gene Ontology annotation, biological process: peptidyl-serine phosphorylation. NCBI's taxonomy places the organism in Eukaryota, Metazoa, Chordata, Actinopteri, Cypriniformes, Catostomidae. Gene Ontology annotation, molecular function: calmodulin binding; calcium/calmodulin-dependent protein kinase activity; ATP binding.